This is a messenger RNA of Paramecium sonneborni, 559 nucleotides long. NCBI's taxonomy places the organism in Eukaryota, Ciliophora, Oligohymenophorea, Peniculida, Parameciidae. The record is from the annotation of a GenBank genome assembly.
AUGACUUCCCCUUCACGUACAUAAAUACAAUAAGCACUUGAUCUUGAAAAAAGAUUUGAAGUUGGUGAUACUCAAUAUGAAGAAAUUGCUUAAUUGGCACUUAUUUAUAGAUAGUUUAUCGAAUAUUAUGAUUUGAAUAACAAUCCAAUGAAAAUAUAUUUUAUAGAAAAGAUGAAACACUUAAUGCAAUCACCAUGUACCAUGCAAUCUUUGAUUGUAUCUGCUCCAAGUACAAGACGUAAUUCACCAACUGGACAAGAAAAUCUGAAACAUUAUUAUUAGAAUUAUUAAUAUGAAACGAUGAAGAAUCAAACAAUCACUCCUAGAGGGAUUAAAUAGUUGCAAAAUGUAUUCAAAAUAUCACUAAUUAAUUAAGGACUUUUUAUAUUAGAAGGAAAAUAUUGAAAAAAUUAUUAAUAAUGAUUAUGCCAAAUAGUUAUAAUCAGUAACGGAAAAAUUAUAAUAAAGAAAACAGAAGAGAGCCCCAGGAAAAAAGUCUCCAAAACGAACAUUCACUAAAAUUUAUCAACCUCCCACUUUAGAUAUGCUUGAUUUGUGA